AUGAGCAUUCAGGCGAGGUGGGCCCAAUCCAAGGCAUGGAGGUCGAGAAUCUAGCGCGGAGGAACUCAAUCCGGUGCGGAAGGAGUUCGAUCUCUGUAGCGCGGGCUCGAUUCGGAGGCCCGACGCCGCGAUCCUUCGCACUUGCAUGGCGCCGCCGCGGCCUUCGUCUGCCCUCCCGGCGUGGGCGACGGACAACGCCCUCUUACGCCGCCACCGCCGCCUGCUGCCGCUCGUCCUCCCCGCCGUCUCCCACCGCGACCUCCUCCCCGCUCUGUGCUACUGCCUCGUCUCCGGCCUCGCCCGCAACCCCUUCGUCGCCUCGCGCCUGCUCCUCGCGUCCUCCGGCCUGUCCCUCCCCUUCUCCCUCCUCCUCCUCUCCCACCUCCCGGCCUCCUCCCUCUCUCCGUUCUCCUUCAACUCGCUCAUCCGCGCCUCCCCGCCCGGCCUCGCGCUCCGCCUGUUCGACCAAAUGCGCCGGCGAGGCUUCUCCCCGGACCCCUACACCCUCCCGUUCCUGAUCCGCGCCUGUUCCGGCAGUGAUCCUCCACUGUGCCAGUCUCUGCACGGGCAAGGCUUCCGUCUUGGCUACGGCGGCCACCUCUUCACGCAGACGGCGCUGAUGAACAUGUACUUUGCCUGCGGGUCAGUGCUCGCCGCUCGCAGGGUGUUCGAGGAAAUGCUGGCGAGGGAUGUGGUUGCAUGGACGGGCAUGGUCUCUGGUUACGUAGACUCCGGGAUGUACCUGAAAGCAGCUGAGGUGUUUCAGCAGAUGAGAGGCGCUGAUGAUCUCGUCCGGCCUAAUGAGGCAACGGUGGUGUCAGUUGUCUCUGCCUGUGCCGGUCUGGGCUCCCUGGAGUACGCCAAGGGGCUGCAUUCGUAUUUGGAGAAGAUUGGUUUGGAGGGCGAGUUGAUUGUCAGGAAUGCAUUGAUUGACAUGUAUGGUAAGUGUGGCUGCAUUGAGUCAGCUCGUGGGUUGUUUUGUUUGAUGCAUGAGAAGGACCGGCAUUCAUGGACAGCAAUGAUUUCAGGACUAGCUUCACAUGGGCAUGGCAACGAAGCAGUUGCUUUGUUCUUCCGCAUGUUGGAGGCGGGAGUACGUCCUGAUUCGACUACCUUCAUCGUGGUUCUGUCUGCUUGCAGCCAUGCUGGAUUGGUGGAUGAGGGGAUACAUGUCUUCAAUUCCAUGGAGAGUGAGUACCACGUCUCUCCGAGCAUCAAACACUAUGGUUGCAUGGUGGACCUUUUCAGCAGAGCAGGGUUUGUUCACCGUGCUUAUGAAUUCAUUAGCACUAUGCCUUUUGAACCAAACUUGGAGAUUCUUGGGGCCCUGCUGAGUGCAUGCAGUAUCAAUAAUGAAUUGGAGAUUGGGGAGCUCGUGCUCAGUAAGAUUGAUUCAGUCUGCUCAUACAAAGGAGGUGCUGGUGUGCUUCUGUCCAACAUAUAUGCUAACCAAAACCUGUGGCAGGAAGUGGAUAUCAUUAGAAGGAAGAUAAGAACUGAAGCAAUUGCCAGGAAGCCGCCUGGUCAGAGUUUGGUUGCAACAGAAGUUUCUUGCACGAGUUUGUGAUUCAUAAUUUAGCAUAUUACUUUAAUUGAAGCUGCUGCUCCUGAUUUAGGACAGAUGAUGAGGACUCCAUGUAUUGAUUCCUGGGGAUGGGUGGCUCAGGACGUUUGCUUUCGAUGAUUCUGUAGGCCAGCUGAAAUGUAAGGUGUUGUUUUGAGGAGAGUGAUCCCUUCGGACACCAGCUGUCUCUUCAAUGCUGUGGGAUACGUGAUGGAACACAACGGAAUAAGGCUUCUGAGCUCAGACAGACAACUUCAACCAAAUAUUUAGCAGUAGCAGCAGCAGUUGUGAGUGAUCCUGAAAAGUUCAAUGAAGCCUUUCUGGUAAACAAAUGAAUUCUACUGUGCUUGGAUUUUGGGGUCUCAGAAGUGGGGAGCUGUGACACACACAACCAAUGUCUCUUUGACAAUGUCACAACUUUGGAUGGUAUUCUGUCAAUUAGGCCUGCAACAGAAUGGUAUGACAAUUUUCCAUGGACUGGACUUCUCCACAAAUCUUGGCAUAUCAUAUGAUAUUGAACGAAGCAUUUUCCCACAAGAAAGGACAUAUGGUGAUAUCUUUGUUUUCCGAUGCUUACACCUGAUACUACAAAAUAGCCAGGACUUGAUAGUCCAUAAUUCCUCAUUAGGCAUCUCCACCAUAAAUGUAUGAACCUCCAUUAGAAGCCUAUGACUUAGUUUCAGAGUCUUGGCAAUGAUGCUGUUCUGUUGUACCGGAGCUCCUGAUAUUUGACAGGUUAGGAAACUUGCAAAAAUAUAAGAAAUCAAACCUGAGUGUUUGGUGGCUAUCCAGGGUCCAGACAUGUUUCUUGUUUUAAGAUGCCAAAGAUGCUUAUGGCUGAACUUUUAGAAAUUAAACUGAGAUUGUAAAAUUAAUGACAUUACUCUUCCGCAA
Panicum hallii is the source of this 2458-nucleotide messenger RNA. RefSeq names its product pentatricopeptide repeat-containing protein At5g56310-like. The record is from RefSeq and is a predicted model, not a curated record. The transcript is spliced from 5 exons. Gene Ontology annotation, biological process: RNA modification. NCBI's taxonomy places the organism in Eukaryota, Viridiplantae, Streptophyta, Magnoliopsida, Poales, Poaceae. Gene Ontology annotation, molecular function: protein binding; RNA binding. Bases 146 to 1567 code for a protein of 473 amino acids.